AUGGCGGAACAAAUUCACAGUCUAUGGGGGCAUUUGCCGCUGCUGGUGAGAGCCAAUUCCAAGGAACCCGUUGAAUACAUACUUCAAGCCCUUUGGCGAACCCGCCACACAGGACUUGACGCCGCCGACCGCCAAAUCUUCCGCGAAAUCCUCCAACUCCCCAAUGAUUCCGACAUCGAUCCUCUUUUGGUAUGCCUUAGGGUAUUGAUCCGAAGAUGCGUUUAUGAGAAUGUUAGCAAGGAUGAGAUGCACAAACUCUUUCCUGCUGAAGUCCUGCCUGAACUACAAAGAUUAUUGACGCUUUUAUUGCAAAAAUUCCAGAAGGAAUGGCGUGAGGAUAUAUCAAAGGAUCAGGUCAAUCUGCCCAGCUUAAAGGCAAUGACAUGGAGCAUGGUAAAUCAAGAAACGGAAUUAACAGACCCAUCAGCAGUUAUCAAUUUGAAGCUUCAAAGCAAUACCCAGCCCAACUCAGGAGAAAGGGACGUGAAGUUCCAGUUGGCGAAGGAUACUCUGGAAACGAUGUUGAGUUCCAUGUAUAGUAUUAGGGACCAGUUGACUGAUCCUAGCGAAACAUCUGAGAGAGAUGCGAUUCAGAAUACAAAUGCUGCAUAG
Fraxinus pennsylvanica is the source of this 612-nucleotide messenger RNA. The record is from the annotation of a GenBank genome assembly. NCBI's taxonomy places the organism in Eukaryota, Viridiplantae, Streptophyta, Magnoliopsida, Lamiales, Oleaceae.